AGGGUACGAAUACUGUCAAUGUGUUUGGUGACGGCUUGACUCUCAGCACAACAGUCGGCUUUACAUACGAAAGCGGAGACUGUGUAGACAGCGUUCAUACUGAAAAUCUGUCAAGUGUAGGUCAAGAUGGACUGACAGGGACUAUGCUGAUCCAGGACAUCGAGCCUGGAAGCUUGUAUCUCUGUGUAAACAAUACAUUCGUUGCAACAGCGGCAAAUGGGUACGCCUUGAUCGUGGAAGAAGAAGAGACACCGAUCGCUCCUUUGUGGGCUGCUUGCUUGCUCAUUUUCGGCUUGCUGUGCUUGUCAGGUUUGUUUUCCGGGCUCAAUUUGGGACUGAUGGCACUCGACACUACCGGGUUACAAAUUAUUAUGAAGGUUGGCGAACCACAACAGAAAAAAUACGCAGAGACUAUCUACCCUAUCAGAAAACACGGAAAUUUGCUGCUCUGUACGCUACUCUUGGGUAACGUCCUUGUUAAUAACACGCUGACUAUAAUAUUGGAGUCAGUCAUUGGCGGGGGCGUAAUGGCCGUCAUUCUGUCGACAGCGGGAAUCGUCGUGUUUGGAGAAAUCAUUCCACAAUCAAUCUGUACUAGGCAUGGUCUCUUUGUGGGCGCCAAGACAAUCUACAUCACCAAGCUCUUCGUCAUGCUCAUGUUUGUCAUCGCAUAUCCCAUUAGUAAGAUAUUGGACUGGGUUCUGGGUCGUGAGUUGGGAGUGAUGUACAGUCGGCGCGAACUGAAGGAGCUGGUGCGCUUGACUGGCUCACAGGUCAAUCUAAAUCAGGACGAAAUGGCUAUGAUUGGUGGAGUGUUGGAUUUCACCACUAAAACCGUUGGCCAGAUCAUGACACCGAUGCAGGAUGUUUUCAUGAUCGAGAUACACGCCAGGCUUGACUUCAAGACGCUCAAACUCAUUGUAGAGAGUGGACACAGUCGAGUGCCUGUCUACGAGAACGACUCUUAUGGCAUUAAGAAAAUAGUCGGAAUCCUAUUCGUCAAGGAUUUGACGUUUGUAGAUCCGGACGAUGAAUUGCCGCUGUCCACGGUUAUCAAAUUCUAUGACCGCACGUUCCAAUACGUGUUCGACGAUACUAAAUUAGAUGAAAUGCUCAGCACCUUCAAGUCUGGACACUGUCACUUAGCUGUAGUGAGGAAAGUGAACGACGAAGGUGAAGGGGAUCCCUUCUAUGAGAAUGUCGGAGUGAUCUCGCUCGAAGACGUCUUGGAAGAAAUUAUUCAGUCCGAGAUCGUAGACGAGACAGACAGAAUUACCGACAACAUAACACGCAAUCCCGUCCCCAGGGGUGAUGGCAACCCUCUUCGCCUGGGUCAUAAAGAUCAUGCAUCAGCAACCAAUCUCAGUGGGGGGAAAGUUCAAGGUCAAACUUUCGACGACCUUUCCGGUAGAGGAAGUGACCAACAACACGUGUCCAGUCAGUUGAAGUUGGCUAUACUGUCGUUCCUAACAACAUCUUUCGAUCUCUUUGGCGAGAGUACAAUGACGCGUGCCAUUGCUCAGCGGGUGAUCGACAAUGCAAUGUACAGAAAAUUUAACAGAUUAGACGGCUUGGCCGACACUGCCAGGAGGGAGGGUGGGCCAGAAGCACACGACUCUCAGACUAUAGAGCGAGCGCGCAGAGGUGUGCUGUACGAGUCUGGGAAAAAAACUACUGUGUUCACUGUGAUCCUCGAGGGUAGGGUUAGAGUCAUUACAAACACAGACGGUCUCACAUUCGAUGCUGGGCCAUUUUCCACUCUGGGUAUCCAGACCACCACUUUCCACUGCCUAUGUUUAGUCUAGCCACUGUAGUUAUGGCCUCAUGGACUGGCUCCAUGUUGCAAACACGCAUAUUGGGACACAGCAACAUACUGCUCCGUAAUUAUUUAUUGCGGGGUUUAGUCCCACAUGCUUGGUCUCUGAUGUUCCAUUUCAAUUCCACCCACGCGAGAAAAUGUACCAUUGCCUAUGCCUGACAUUUAUCGGAUGUUAAUUGGCACCCCAGGCGCUAUCGCAAGGUGAAUAUGUCCCCGAUUUCCGUGCCAUAACGGACUUGAGCGACGGUUUACUGAUGCAAAUCACCACGGAGGACUACAAGAGAGCUAUCAAUGCAAGUAAGCUGCAGCGUACAACCAGUCAGCUGCUGCGAUCACCACAGCCUCAAAUGCGCACGAAUUCGGGCAUGACCCCCGAUAAAGUGGCCUCAAUCGGGGCUGAUACUGCAAGCGAGGUGCAUUCCCAAAGUAAGGGCUCUUUGUGCAAAGAGAGCGCUAUCAUGAGAUGCGAUGAAGACGAGAAAAUAGAGAUGGUGGACUUAAAUGAAUCAAGUGCGAUCGAUGCGGAGAGUUUAGGGGAUGGAACUCGUAUGUCUAUUGAGAGCGAUUUGAACAGUGUUUUGAGGGUGAAUGAGUUGAGACAAGGCGGUAGCGGGGUAAGUAGCGAUGGCGAUUCUACUGCGAAUCUGACUGACGCUGUAGCUAUCAAUGUGUGUAAUGUGGCCAAGACAACCGACGAUAAACUGAUAUAAGAGUGGAUUAGGCGAAAGAACGGUGCUAGCCACGGCCCAAUUUAGUAGUGUGAAGAUAGUGAAGAGAAGAAAUCGGCAGUCACGGAACUGUGUGUAGUGUAUCAGGAUGAUAUUGACAAAAUAUAUUGAAGGUGAAAUAUCCUUGCCAGUACAAGUGGAUAUAGCGUUCACCACACAAGAAAGGUACACUUAUUAUGCUGGUCGUUUAAUAGUGUUUUGAAUUCAGCAUCAAAUAGAAGAUUUACGACUGAGAAAUUCCAGUUUAUUCUUUCAAUAGGCAGAUAUGGAUAGAGUCGAGACAAUAAAACCAGGCGCAAGCGUUAAAGACCUGGCGAAUUCAGCAGCUGUGCUCAAAGCGGUAGCGGAUUGCGAAUCCAAC
Molecule: messenger RNA, 2908 nt
Organism: Sphaeroforma arctica JP610
Lineage: Eukaryota; Ichthyosporea; Ichthyophonida
Exons: 12
Coding region: 144-1805 (553 amino acids)
Biological process (GO): magnesium ion homeostasis; transport
Cellular component (GO): plasma membrane
Molecular function (GO): transmembrane transporter activity
Source: RefSeq, a predicted model, not a curated record